GGUGUUGUGAUUUUUGAUCCGCUGAGGCUGGGACAGCAACUGACGAAGAUCUCGGGCUGCCUUCGCAUUCUACAUCGCCACGACCAUUGAAGAACUUCACCCUCAGGUCACCUCUCGCACAGCCAGUCUACAGUCGAGAUGCAGUCCUCCGCGCACAUGAACGAUGAAAACAACGUGACGACCAAGUCUCGACCUCGGGUUUGACAACCUCCGAUUCCCCUAGUUGCUGAUCCGUGUAGGCUUACAAGCCACUUGGCGACCGCGGCGCCGCGAAACAUGGCGAACGAGUGUCCACGUUCAGCACCAUUCUAAAGCCCCAAAACAGCUUCAAGCGUCCCGCAUUGGGCAACAUCACAAACAAGUCGACGGUGGUAACCAACAAGAAGUUCAUGUUGGAGACCCAGAAGGUCGCGAGACGCGAGGAAGUAAUCCGUCGAACGUCGAUUGGCACGCCCAAGAAGCUGACACCAGCCAUGCCAGGACUGAGUAGCCAGAUAUCAACCGUGAAGAUCGAACCAAUCCUCGAAGUCGACAACGAAUACGACAUUGACAGCGAAGACAAAGGCAUCGAGCGAUCUUGCUGGCAAUACGCGGCCGAAAUUCACAAAUAUUACUUGGACAUCGAGAAAUACCGCGUCGCCAGCCCCACGUACAUGCUGGACCAGGUCGACGUGAACACGAAGAUGCGGUCCAUCCUAGUGGACUGGCUCGUGGACGUGCAUUACAAGUACAACUUGCUCGAGCAAACCCUGCACAUUGCCGUCAACUUGAUCGAUCGCCACUUGGAGAAGAACCUGACCUUGCCUCGCGCGCGCCUGCAGCUUGUGGGCAUCACGGCGCUGUUCAUCGCGUCCAAGUACGAAGAGAUUUACCCCCCGGAGGCCGCCGACUUUGUCAAAAUCACCGACAACGCGUACACGCUGUCGGAAAUGUUCCAAAUGGAAGACGAGUUGCUGUCGAGCAUCGGCUACCGCGUGACUGUCCCGACGGCGUUUCAGUUUAUGAACCGGUUCCUCAAGGCAUCCAAGACCGUCAACACCAAGACACACCUGCUCGCCAACUACCUCAUUGACCGGUGCUUGCAAGAGUACAAGAUGCUGCGGUACCCGCCGUCCAUGAUUGCCGCCGCGGGCGUGUACCACGCGCGCAUGCAAAUGCACGUCGUUCCCACGUGGUCGGCGUGUGUCGAGUACCAUUCGACGUAUUCCGUCGCGGCCAUGCGACUGUGCAUCAAGGACAUGCAAGAAAUGAUGGAGUCUGCCGCCGCUGGCGUGGCCAAGUCGAGCAAACUCACGGCCGUGACCCGGAAAUUCUCCAAGGAAAAGUUCCAAGGUGUGUCCAAGCUUCCGUUGCGCUUUCCAGUCGACCACGAGUAGCGGAACCAUAGAUGACCGAUGUAUGCCACAAUGGUGUCAUGAAGUAGCCAAGUAAAUAAAUAUACUGUAGUACCAUUGCCAACA
Messenger RNA from Aphanomyces astaci, 1460 nucleotides. RefSeq lists its product as hypothetical. The transcript has 4 exons. The record is from RefSeq and is a predicted model, not a curated record. The coding region runs from base 390 to 1376 and encodes 328 amino acids. Gene Ontology annotation, biological process: regulation of cyclin-dependent protein serine/threonine kinase activity; mitotic cell cycle phase transition. Gene Ontology annotation, cellular component: nucleus; cytoplasm; cyclin-dependent protein kinase holoenzyme complex. Lineage: Eukaryota; Oomycota; Saprolegniomycetes; Saprolegniales; Verrucalvaceae. Gene Ontology annotation, molecular function: cyclin-dependent protein serine/threonine kinase regulator activity.